AUGGCGUCAAAGGGGUCACACAGUCCUUCACCUACGCAAGGUCAACAUCAAUUUGAAGAUAACAUCGUAUUCGAUUAUCAUGAACUUGACCAUGCCCCGGCAACCUCACAAGGCACUUUCCUCAAGGGUUCAAAGGAGGGCGUGGAACCCUUAGAGGAAUACCAGGAAGGCGGCUAUCACCCAGUCCAUAUUGGAGAUGUGCUUGGCCCAUCGGAUCGGUAUCGAGUCAUUCACAAACUCGGUCAUGGUGGUUUCGGAACAGUUUGGCUCUGUCGAGACUCGGUAGAAACCCGUUACGUUGCCCUCAAGGUCAUGGCCAGUGAUCUGAAGUCCGACGAGAUUCUUGACUUCAGCUUGGCGGACCUUGAUCAAUCAAUGCCAGGUGCCCAGUUCAUCGCGACUCCACUCGAUUCAUUCUCCGUUAGUGGUCCAAAUGGGACCCAUCAGUGCCUAACACUGCCACCACUUGGGCCUUGUGUUUCACCUCGUUUAUGGAUGCGAUUGGAAAUGGACCCUGCUGCUAUCCUACGGAAAUUCGCCUAUCAGACUACGCAGGCGUUAGCCUUCUUGCACAAGAAUCAGAUCUGUCAUGGAGUCAGGCUGAGCAACUUGGAUCACCUCUCUGAGGAUGAGCUCCUCUCUCUGAUAGGGCAUCCCGAGGAAGUCCAAGUGCAGACGGAGUCAGGAGAAGACCUUCCAGUAUCUAGCCCAAGAUAUCUUGUACAACCAGCAGACAUCUCUAGACUCGGGAACGAAUUCCUGACAGAGGAGAUUUGCAUCAUUGAUUUUGGCGAGUCAUUCAAAUUUUCAUCACCACCGGAGGAUCUCGGUAUCCCAGAGAACUACCUUCCACCGGAGAUCCUUCUUGAGCGCCCUGAUGCGGUUGGUCCCGCCUGCGAUCUUUGGGCUCUCGGUUGCACCCUAUUCGAAAUCAGGGAGCAACUCCCGCUCUUCUACAUGAUCUACGACAGGGAUGAACUACUAGCAGAGAUGGUAAGGUUCUUCGGCAAACUCCCAGAAGAUUGGUGGGCGAAGUGGGACGCGCGGGAGGAAUACUUUGACGUGGAUGGGAAAUGGCUUCGUGAAGAAGACUGGUCCCUUGAAGUGGCGCUGAGCAAACCAAUCGAGAUCUUUGAAUCGGGAGAGAAGUACAAAGAGGGACCUAAGAAGUCAUUACAAACUCCUGAAGCUGAGCAGAAGUUGAUGGCGGAUCUGCUAUAUCGGCUGUUCAAGUAUGAUCCUCAAGAACGGAUUAGUGCAGAGGAGGCUCUUAGACAUACAUGGUCUAUACUAUAG
Fusarium musae is the source of this 1296-nucleotide messenger RNA. RefSeq lists its product as uncharacterized. Gene Ontology annotation, molecular function: ATP binding; protein kinase activity. NCBI's taxonomy places the organism in Eukaryota, Fungi, Ascomycota, Sordariomycetes, Hypocreales, Nectriaceae. Gene Ontology annotation, biological process: protein phosphorylation. The record is from RefSeq and is a predicted model, not a curated record. The transcript is spliced from 2 exons. Bases 1 to 1296 code for a protein of 431 amino acids.